UCUUUGCCCUGUUGCGGGCAAAAAGCAUGAGACGGUGUCCUAAAGGGAGCCAAUUGCAAUGCUGCCUGCCCCUUUUCUAGGUUCUAGGAAAUGAGAUCAUUCCCCUUGCUUAGCAACUAGGACAAGGGGUCACCCCAGUGCUGUCUUCCAACCUACUUUACCCCAGUCAUUUCAGGGUUAAAAUUGUAGGGUUUGCUCGAAAUGUUUUUUUUUCUUCAUUUCUGUUUUUUUAUUUUUGCAUUUGCUCUGGAAUAGAAAAAUGCUCGCCCAUCCUCCAUUGUAUGCUCCUUUAAUACUGGUAAGGUGUAUUAGCAGAUGUGUGUGUCUCCAUGCCCAGCAGAAAGUUAAUCAGAGAACAGAUCCUUAUUUUUUAUGGCAGCAUCAGUAUAUUAAUGUUUGCUAACCCUGUCACUAACACACAUUCUUUUAAGGGAAAAAAAUGCUUCUGUGCUCUAGUUUUAAAAUGCAAAGGUAUGAUGUUAUUUGUCACCAUGCCCAAAAAAGUCCUUACUCGAUAACUUUGCCAGAAGAGGGAGAGAGAGAGAAGGCAAAUGUUCCCCCAGCUGUUUCCUGUCUACAGUGUCUGUGUUUUGUAGAUAAAUGUGAGGAUUUUCUCUAAAUCCCUCUUCUGUUUGCUAAAUCUCACUGUCACUGCUAAAUUCAGAGCAGAUAGAGCCUGCGCAAUGGAAUAAAGUCCUCAAAAUUGAAAUGUGACAUUGCUCUCAACAUCUCCCAUCUCUCUGGAUUUCUUUUUGCCUCAUUAUUCCUGCUAACCAAUUCAUUUCCAGACUUUGCACUUCAGAAGCAAUGGGAAAAAUCAGCAGUCUUCCAACCCAAUUAUUUAAGUGCUGCUUUUGUGAUUUCUUGAAGGUAAAGAUGCACAUCAUGUCCUCCUCCCAUCUCUUCUACCUGGCCCUGUGCUUGCUCACCUUCACCAGCUCUGCCACAGCUGGACCGGAGACGCUCUGUGGGGCUGAGUUGGUGGACGCUCUUCAGUUCGUGUGUGGAGACAGGGGUUUUUAUUUCAACAAGCCCACGGGGUAUGGCUCCAGCAGUCGGAGGGCACCUCAGACAGGCAUCGUGGACGAGUGCUGCUUCCGGAGCUGUGAUUUGAGGAGGCUAGAGAUGUACUGCGCACCCCUCAAGCCUGCCAAGUCUGCCCGCUCAGUCCGUGCCCAGCGCCACACUGACAUGCCCAAGGCUCAGAAGGAAGUACAUUUGAAGAACGCAAGUAGAGGGAGUGCAGGAAACAAGAACUACAGAAUGUAGGAAGACCUUCCUGAAUUGUGAAGAAUGACAUGCCACCGGCAGGAUCAUUUGCUCUGUAGGAGUUACCUGAUAAACAUCAGAAGACUUACCAAAAAAAAAUAAGUUUGAUAACAUUUCAAAAGACGGGCAUUCCCCCCAAUGAAAUACGCAAGUAAACAUUCCAACAUUGUCUUUAGGAGUGAUUGUUAAAAGCUUUGCACCUUGCAAAAAUGGUCCUGGAGUUGGUAGAUUGCUGUUGAUCCUUUAUCAAUAAUGUUCUAUAGAGAAAAAUAUAUAUAUAUAAAUAUAUCUUAGUCCCUGCUUCUCAAGAGCCACAAAUGCAUGGGCGUUGUAUAGAUCCAGUUGCACUAAAUUUGUUUCUGAGUCUUGGCUGCUGGAGCCAUUCAUUCAGCAGUCUUGUCUAAGUGGUUUAUUCUUUUUUUUUUAAUUUGCACUUCUUUCUACGCAACACAGGCCAUUUGUUUUACAUUGUCUGA
This is a messenger RNA of Odobenus rosmarus divergens (Pacific walrus), 1745 nucleotides long. RefSeq names its product insulin-like growth factor 1 (somatomedin C) (gene IGF1). The record is from RefSeq and is a predicted model, not a curated record. Gene Ontology annotation, cellular component: extracellular region. NCBI's taxonomy places the organism in Eukaryota, Metazoa, Chordata, Mammalia, Carnivora, Odobenidae. The transcript has 4 exons. Bases 808 to 1269 code for a protein of 153 amino acids. Gene Ontology annotation, molecular function: growth factor activity; hormone activity.